This is a messenger RNA of Solanum pennellii, 1736 nucleotides long. Its product is annotated as flowering time control protein FCA. Gene Ontology annotation, cellular component: cytoplasm; nucleus; ribonucleoprotein complex. NCBI's taxonomy places the organism in Eukaryota, Viridiplantae, Streptophyta, Magnoliopsida, Solanales, Solanaceae. Bases 29 to 1318 code for a protein of 429 amino acids. Gene Ontology annotation, molecular function: mRNA binding; protein binding. The transcript has 14 exons. The record is from RefSeq and is a predicted model, not a curated record.
AAAUAAUCAAUUUACCAGUUGAUGUUCAAUGGACCAGAGGAACGGAGAACGCCGGGUAAUCCAGCCGGAAUUUCACCGGAACCCUCAUCCUGCACCGCCGAAUUGGCCUUCCGACGACUCUAUCUCUCGUAACGAUGGGAACUUAGACAAUCACAGAAGGAACUUCCCCGGAGACGGCAAUCAAUACAAUCGCCGGCAACAUCACCAGCAUCACCAUCGUAACCCGAAUUUUGAGCAAAAAUUCGGUGGUUCCGCGCCUUUUCCGGUUCGUAAGAGACCUUUCGAUCAAGCAAGCUCUGACUUUCUGGAUUGUGGCAGUUUUGUGAAACUCUAUGUUGUAGGAGUUCCAAGGCCAGCAGAAGAAGAAGAUGUCCGGUCUGUUUUUGCUGCACAUGGGCACAUUGUUGAGUUUGUUCGUCUAACGGAUAAAGGCACCGGUUUGAGGAAAGAAUGUUGUUUUGUGAAGUAUAGAACGCUAGAUGAAGCUAAUAGGGCUAUUGUAGCAUUCAAUGGUCGAUAUACUUUCCCUGGGGGUGAGUUUCCCUUAACAGUUAGGUAUGCUGAUGGGGAACGUGAUCGUCUCGGAAUCUUGACCGAACACACUCAGAAACUUUAUGUUGGUGGUCUGAGGAAACAAGCUUCCAAAAAAGAAAUUGAGCAUGUAUUUUCUCCAUAUGGGAUUGUUGAAGAAGUCUUCCUAAUUGCUGAUGAACAUAAACAACGCCGUGGAAGUGCUUUUAUCAGGUUUGCUUGUAGAGACAUGGCAGUUGCGGCUAUGAAUGCACUACAUGGUACCUAUAUAAUUAAAGUAUGUGAACACCCAUUGGUUAUUCGAUUCGCAGAUCCUAAGAAGCCCAAGGUGGGAGAGUCGAGGGCACCACCCCUUAUGAAUGAGCAAUUCAAUGGGAAUAUAGCAGCUAACCAGUCUAAUCACCAGAGUCCAAAUCAGACUCCAAAUAACAGAAGCAAUCCUCAGACAGUUUUCAGCACUCAUGUUGGAUCAGAUAAUGUUUUGCCAUCAGCUGCAUCUUCUGUCAAUGCAAAAUCUUUAAAUGCUGAGAUGGAGUCCAUAGAUUGUGAAUGGAGUGACCAUAUCUGUCCUGACGGAAACUUAUAUUAUUAUAACUGUGUAUCGUGUGAAAGCAGGUGGGAGAAGCCAGAGGAGUUUGCACUUUAUGAAAAGAAAUUAGAAAAGCUAGAUCUACAGCAACAGGAUCAGCAUAAUUUAAAAGUUCCAGUACGUAACACUCCAGAAGUAUCUCAAAUGCGUCAGGAACUCGAAACAGCUAGUUCAGCGGUUCCUAUGGCUUGUGUCUAAACAUGGAUUUUCAUUUUAGGAGUUAUUAGAACUGAGUUUAUGGAACUUGAAACAAGCAAGUUCAAUGGUUCCUCUGGCGUGUGUGUAAACAGCAUCAGUUUUCAUCUUAGAAGUUACUAGAACCGGAAACGGAACACAUAUGGUUUUGUUUUUUCAAUUACAAGUGACAGUAGCACUGAAAGGCAACAUUCUGAAGACUGAUGUGCAUUUGUAUGAACCAUUCAACUGCUAGAGAUUUACUUGUGAACUUUAGACUGUUUAGGGCCCUUCCCCAGUUGGGAGCAAAUAUGUUUUUGUAUAGUUGUUUUAGAUUUUUUUUUCCCAACUCUUUGUGUUAAGGCCCGUUUGGACAUUAUUUGAAAUUAGUGAUUUGAAAGUUAAUGGUUUUAUUUGGACAUAUAAUAGAUUUCUUAAGCUA